UGAGUUGCCCUGGUGACUCAGGGCAGUCUGCUGGAGCUGGAAGACAGAAACCAGACAGGCUCCGUCUCUCCCUCUCUUCUCACACUGCUUGGAUAUAGUGAAGUCUAAAAAGGGAAGAAACAUUAUGAGUUCACAGGUUGAUUGACAGAACAUGGAAGACGAAGAUACCAAAUUUGACCAAGCCUAUGGGCCUCUCUCAGAGCCUGAGGGAAAGCUUGACCCCUUGUUCAUUGAGGAAGAAGAUGAAGACUACUUUGAAGACUGCUUGGAGGAGCUCGAGGCCGCCUUUGCUCUUCCCGAGGAAUCCUUAGCCUAUUCACAAAAAUGUCGGGAAGCACUGCAAGCUGAAUUUAAUGGACUUAUGAGGCAGAUGUUGGCACAGCUAGAUGACUUUGAUGCCACCCAUGAGACCAAGUCUACUCCAUCAGCUUUCUUUGCAGGAAGUGAGCAUAUGUUAAUAAGAAAUGGCUUUGAAGACGCUAACAGGUAUGAAGACUUUGUUUCAGAGACAGAACUAUCCAUGGCAAUAGAUGAGCCUGAAGGCUGCAGUAUUGAAGCAGCGCCAAAGCUGUCUGCUGCUACCAUGAAGAUAAAGGAACUUGGGACAUCAUUUGAAAGUUGCAUUGAAGAGGUCACUCAGUUUGAGCGCAGGAAGGAAGAGCUGGUGCAAGAACUUCUGGAGCUGGAGAAGCCCAUGGCGCAGGAAGUGGAGGCUUUGAGGGCUGAGCUAAGGGAUGCCAAAAGCCUCCUCUCCAAGGCCAGAAUGGAAAGACAGGGUUUGCAAGAGGAGAUACGGGUGGUCAAGAGACGCUUGUUUUUCGCUGCUAGGGACUGUGCACAGAGUCAGGUGGCCUUGGCAACCCAGCAGAAAGGAGUGGAGCAGUUCAACCAAGCACAGGAAGAAAUGAAGGCCCAUGUUGAGAAGCUGACUGAAGAGAUUGCCCAGCUUCAUUCUAGACACCAGGACCAGCUACAAGCCCUGCAAAAUCAGAAGGACAACAUUACCCAGGAGUCCAGCAAGGACAAGACACGCUCCUACAUUUCCCAAGGCCGACGGGCCUCCGUCGACCUACAGCAGUACCUCCAAGACGGAAUCAAAGUGCUAGAAGAGUGGUAUGAGCCCCGGCUGGUGGCAUUAUUGAAGAGACGAGAAGGUAGUGCUGAUGCUUUAAGCAAAUCCAAGGAGCAGAGCCAGGAGCUAAAGGGCCAGCUUGGACCCCUGAAAGACGAAGUGCAGAGGCUGGGGCUCGAGAGGGCCCGACUGGAGGAGCGCAUUCGUCUGAUGGAGAGGCAGAGGAAAGAAAAUGUGGAGCAAUACCGGGAGACCAUAGAUCUCCUAGAGGUGAACAGCCGAGAACUAAAGACUGAGCUGCUGAUUCAGAUAAACAAGAUCAAAGAGAUGGAGAAAUUAAAGAACAGCCUGGUCAAGCAGCUAUACUUCUAUAGAGAAAGGACAGAAGGACAUCACCCACAGGAGAUCGAAAUGAUGGAAGAGAAAACCUGACCAGUGAAUCUGAAUUUGGCAGCAUUUUGCACUGUUUAGUGAUAUACAAAGUCACUUUUUAUUUGAAUGUUAUUUUUGUAGUAUGUAGUAUA
This is a messenger RNA of Colossoma macropomum (tambaqui), 1596 nucleotides long. It is a transcript of the gene sync, whose product is annotated as syncoilin, intermediate filament protein. Bases 152 to 1504 code for a protein of 450 amino acids. The transcript has 5 exons. The record is from RefSeq and is a predicted model, not a curated record. Gene Ontology annotation, cellular component: intermediate filament. Lineage: Eukaryota; Metazoa; Chordata; Actinopteri; Characiformes; Serrasalmidae.